This is a messenger RNA of Botrytis cinerea B05.10, 1303 nucleotides long. RefSeq lists its product as hypothetical. The record is from RefSeq and is a predicted model, not a curated record. Gene Ontology annotation, molecular function: ubiquitin protein ligase binding; protein tag activity. Gene Ontology annotation, cellular component: cytoplasm; nucleus. The coding region runs from base 180 to 1097 and encodes 305 amino acids. The transcript is spliced from 3 exons. NCBI's taxonomy places the organism in Eukaryota, Fungi, Ascomycota, Leotiomycetes, Helotiales, Sclerotiniaceae. Gene Ontology annotation, biological process: protein ubiquitination; modification-dependent protein catabolic process.
GCUUCCGCUUCCUCCUUUCAAUGCCUACUUAAACACUCCAUCGCACCCUCAAACGUCUCCUUCUUUCUUCCAUCAUACAACUCCAUCAACGCUCUCCACGAUAACUUCUUUUGAUUCUCCAGAAAUCAUCUACAAUAUCAUCUACUUCAUCAAAAGAUUAACACUACAAGAACAUCAUCAUGCAGAUCUUCGUCAAGACUCUCACUGGAAAGACCAUCACCCUCGAGGUUGAAUCUUCCGAUACCAUCGACAACGUCAAGGCCAAGAUCCAAGACAAGGAGGGAAUCCCACCCGACCAACAGCGUUUGAUUUUCGCCGGAAAGCAACUUGAGGAUGGUCGCACCUUGAGUGAUUACAACAUCCAAAAGGAGUCUACUCUCCAUCUCGUUCUCCGUCUUCGUGGUGGUAUGCAAAUCUUCGUCAAGACUCUUACUGGUAAGACUAUCACCCUCGAGGUUGAGUCUUCCGAUACCAUCGACAACGUCAAGGCCAAGAUCCAAGACAAGGAGGGAAUCCCACCCGACCAACAGCGUUUGAUUUUCGCUGGUAAACAACUUGAGGAUGGUCGUACCCUCUCCGAUUACAACAUUCAGAAGGAAUCUACUCUCCACUUAGUUCUCAGACUUCGUGGUGGUAUGCAAAUCUUCGUUAAGACUCUCACUGGAAAGACAAUCACUUUGGAGGUUGAGUCAUCGGACACUAUCGACAACGUGAAGGCUAAGAUUCAAGACAAGGAGGGUAUCCCACCCGAUCAACAACGUCUUAUCUUUGCUGGUAAGCAACUUGAGGAUGGCCGCACCCUCUCCGAUUACAACAUUCAAAAGGAAUCAACAUUACAUUUGGUCCUUCGUCUACGUGGUGGUAUGCAGAUUUUCGUCAAGACUUUGACUGGAAAGACCAUUACAUUAGAAGUAGAAUCAUCAGAUACUAUUGAUAACGUUAAGGCGAAGAUCCAAGAUAAGGAGGGUAUCCCACCCGACCAACAACGAUUGAUCUUUGCUGGAAAGCAGUUGGAGGACGGCAGAACCCUUUCGGAUUACAACAUUCAAAAGGAAUCGACAUUGCACUUGGUGCUCCGUCUUCGUGGUGGUCAAUAAAUGUUUUUGAUUCUAUCUGCACAUAUAUUCUUUAGGCGUUUUACGAUGACCUGAUCCAAUGGUGUUAUGGGGGCUGGGCAGCAGGUUCUCAUCAUAGUGCACUGGCAUGUGCCACAUUACUGAUAGAUAGUAUUCAAUAGUCAAAACUAUAUUUUUGACAUUUAACUCGGUGCUCUUAUGAAUGUGAUGUUGAAUAUGAUUUAGUA